CAUAGAAAAACGAUAGGACGGUGAACGGGAGGCGGAAACCGUGGAUUUUUCAUUUUUGGUGAGUCAUGCCGGGCCCUGGUCCGCACCUGAUAUACGCGAUGGGCUCAGGCUUAGCCCUGACCACCAUCACCAACGGCAGGUUUAGCCCACAUCACACACUCAUCUACGCCGUCAACGCCUUCUUCGGCCCCGAUAUCGGCUCUUUCUCAGAGUGGCUUGGCUCCACUUUCCUCCCCGGAUCCACUUUUGGCUCCUCCCUCCCGGACGCCAUCCACCACCCCUUUUACUACGUCCUCAUCUUGGGCCUCCCUCUAUGUGUCUUCUAUUCUUGGGUCUCCAGGGUUUUGCUUAAAAAGGGCUUUCUUAAUUCCGUUUCUGGGGUGGGACUGACGAGAAGGCAAUGCUUGCUGUUGGUGUCUGCGGGUUCUUUGUCACACUUCUUUCUAGAUCACUUAUUCGAGGAAAAUGGACAUUCUACAAUGUAUACUUGGAUAUUGAGCACUGGUUGGUGGAAGGAUCGGGCACCAAUUAACCCAGACUCUGUUAUCGUCGUUGGUCUUCUAUGCACUUGUUUGAUCGGUGGCUUUAUAUACAUCAACAGAACGAAAUCUUCCAAGUCUGUGAAGAAACAGUCAUAUCAAUCAUUUAAACUUAUUAUGAUUAUAGCAAGUCUGUACUCGUUUUGGUGUGCAAGCCAGAUAUAUUGGGUAAGCCCUCGUCGGCCAGCUGUUGGUGAAGAAGCUGAUUUUGGAGUACUUGUAUUUUUGGCCUUCUACUUCUUUCUCCCUCACUCUUUGUGUAUUUUGUCCAUGAAUCCUAGAGAAACAAACAGCGAUCAGCUUCCGCUUUAGGGAUCGGUAGGGCUACUUUCCACUGUAGUUAAUGGGCUGUAAAAAAUUGCUACAGCAUUGUUGAAAAUAGCUUUAUGACCUUCAUUACUAGGUUUUCUUGGAUGCUUGCCGCUCACGGCCUCUUUUGUGCUGCUCUUUGAUUGGAUGUACUUACUAAAUUUGAAGUUCCUGCAUUAACACUGA
Molecule: messenger RNA, 1034 nt
Organism: Tripterygium wilfordii
Lineage: Eukaryota; Viridiplantae; Streptophyta; Magnoliopsida; Celastrales; Celastraceae
Exons: 4
Coding region: 66-851 (261 amino acids)
Source: RefSeq, a predicted model, not a curated record